Molecule: messenger RNA, 777 nt
Organism: Haliaeetus leucocephalus (bald eagle)
Lineage: Eukaryota; Metazoa; Chordata; Aves; Accipitriformes; Accipitridae
Exons: 6
Coding region: 1-777 (258 amino acids)
Source: RefSeq, a predicted model, not a curated record
AUGGGUGAUGAACCCCCCAAUGCUGCGCUGGUGCAUGCGGUUUGCAGCUAUGCUGGCUGCGUGGUGCCCUUCACCUCUCCUUCCUCUCUGAAAAACAAAGCAGUGGAGGGAGAGGUUCUGUACCCCAACAAGACAGUGAAGGAGAUUGAGUGGAGCUUUUCAAUGUUCAACAAGACAGCACUGAAGAUCAGGGCCCUGGAGCAGAGUGACAGUGGGGUCUACAGGGCUUGGAUUAAACUGCACCUGGACGUGGUGGAGAAUCAGUCCUUCAACCUCUCUGUCUACAGGCUGGUGCCAGUGCCGGGGAUCCAGCACCAGCUGCUCUCCCUCACCACCCAAGGGUGCAAUGUCACCCUGUGGUGCUGGGUGCCGGCCGGCAGCGAUGCUGAAGCCAUCUGGCAGCUCAGCAGCUCCCCCAGGACGCCAUGGGGACAGCUCUGUGAAGACAGCCAGACGCUGUGCCUGGCCAUGCCUGCCAGCACCUUCAACUCCAGCUACACCUGCGUGGCCCGAAAUCCCAUCCAGGAGAAGAACACCUCCAUCCCCCUGGAUGCCCUGUGCCAGCAGGGGACGCCUGACUGGUGGAGGUGGCAUAUGUGCCUGGGGCCGCUGGCCAUGGGUGUGGGAGCCCUGCUCAACAUCAUCUGGCUGCGGAGGAAGAAGAGGAGGAAGAAAGCAGCCAAGGGAGCCGCCCUCACCUCCCCCUCCAGCAAGGAUGCUCUGUCGGAGCCAUUUUACGCCGAGAUCCAAAGGAGAACCCCCCCCAGAGACGCAUGA